This is a messenger RNA of Cannabis sativa, 1405 nucleotides long. Its product is annotated as tyrosine-protein phosphatase DSP1. Gene Ontology annotation, biological process: protein dephosphorylation. The transcript has 5 exons. NCBI's taxonomy places the organism in Eukaryota, Viridiplantae, Streptophyta, Magnoliopsida, Rosales, Cannabaceae. Gene Ontology annotation, molecular function: phosphatase activity. Gene Ontology annotation, cellular component: cytoplasm. The coding region runs from base 314 to 1060 and encodes 248 amino acids. The record is from RefSeq and is a predicted model, not a curated record.
UUAAUUAAAAAUAUCGACUGCGGAGCCGUGCGUCUUGCCCCCUUUGCUAAAUCUAUAAAUACACAGUUUACCAUUUCAUCAUAUCCAACAGCCCACCGCACCAUCAUCUCUAUCCUUCACCAUAAUAUUGCCUCUCUCUCUCUAAACCCUUUUCAACUGUCACUCUUUAAAAAAAAAAAAAAAACUCAAACCGCGCAGCCCUUUUUUUUAAAAAAAAAAAAGAAAAAGAAAAACUCUUGAGAGAAUAUCCUCAGCGAUCCCAAGCCCUGUUCUUGGUCUUUGGUCUUGAGCUGGACUUUACUGUUGAUUAGUAAUGAAAUUGGAACAUCAGAAGGAAUCCGCUCAUGGCGACUACGAGAUGUGCAGAACCAUCGAGGUCGAUCCUUCGCCCUCUCCUGCAACUCCGCCACCGCCCGCAUUCGAUUGCCGCCACUUGACUCUUCCCGAGAAACCGAUCUCCGCCGUUCCUACCGCUGAAGAGGACGACUGCGACAGCGGAGAAUUAGUCGAAGGGGAAGGCCUUUUCAUUCCCCCUCUCAACUUUUCCAUGGUAGAUAAUGGCAUUUUCAGGUCUGGAUUUCCUGAUUCUGCCAACUUCUCAUUCCUCCAAACUCUUGGCCUUCGCUCCAUCAUAGGCCUGUGUCCGGAGCCGUACCCUGAUAUAAACAUGGAGUUCCUUAAGUCUAAUGGAAUUCGACUUUUUCAAUUUGGGAUUGAAAGUAAUAAGGAACCUUUUGUAAACAUCCCAGAGGAUACCAUCCGUGAAGCACUACAAGUUGUUCUUGAUGUAAAGAAUCACCCGGUGUUGAUUCACUGCAAAAGAGGGAAGAUGGUUACUUGCUUUGAUUGGCAGCACCGAACUGGUUGCCUGGUUGGCUGCAUUAGAAAAUUACAAAGAUGGUGCCUUUCAUCGGUCUUCGACGAGUACCAGCGGUUUGCAGCAGCUAAAGCUAGAGUUUCAGAUCAAAGAUUUAUGGAACUGUUUGAUGUUUCUAGCUUGAAGCAUCAACCAAUGUCAUUUUCAUGCUCUAAGAAGUGUAACAAUAACCAGUGUUCUUGAUUCGCUUCAAGGACCUCUUCAUCCUUUGCUUAAGAGAAUCAUUUCUAGAUCAUACUUGGAACAAUGAAUAGAAAAAUGUGAUGAUGCAUGUAGUUUUUUUUUUCCUCUUUUUUCCUUCGUAUUAAUUAAAAUAAUUAAGAAAGUUAUAUAGUUAGCAUUUUUCUUAAAAGCGUUCUGUAAUCAAGAUUAAUGCAACCUCAAUUGUCCCAGAUAGCUGUUCCUGCCUAGUUAUUAUAAUGUAAAGGCAACCAAAGUGGAUUUUGUCUUCUUCAAAAGUCAUUGGUAUAAGAAACAAAUAAAGUAUAUUAAGGUUGUCAUUAGAAGAACUCCUAUAUUAUUCUGCAA